Messenger RNA from Paramuricea clavata, 10581 nucleotides. NCBI's taxonomy places the organism in Eukaryota, Metazoa, Cnidaria, Anthozoa, Malacalcyonacea, Plexauridae. The record is from the annotation of a GenBank genome assembly.
CCCCCCUCGUCACUUUUGUGACGUCAUAUGAAACCCAAGAAUAGGAACCAGUUUCCCAGCAGCGAACAAAAUGACACGACCUCAAAUCUUUGGAUUUUAAAUAUUUGUGGAAAUGAAAUAAAUAUAUAAAUGGCAUUAUGGCAUUACAUUUAAAGGCAAUAAAGUCACCUUCAGGUCGCUUAUCCCUUUCUAACUGUUUUAUUGUUAACGAGGCGGACUUUCCUGACGAGGAAAUACAGUAAGUAGUAAAAAUAGCGAUGAUUUUGGGGUUAUAUGUAUUAUACUUGACAAAUUUUGGAAAUUCUAGAUGAUGUUUCGGUUAUAAGAUGAUGUUUUUAUGCUUUUAUAGACAUGUCAGGUUCCGUAGUGUGGGACAUCAAGAAUUUAUAUAUUCUAUAUUAAAGACUUCAGAAGUUAAACAUGGUACUGUGGGUGUCAGUUUAAUACAGGCAAGUUAUAAUUUUAUGAUGGUGUCAUUGCUGUGAUUUUUGUCCUCCCCCCCUGACUGGAAAGUUUUGAAAUUGCCUGCCCAAUCUAUUUUAAAAAUUUACCAGUAAAUAUUCACAAAAUUUCAAAACUGUGCUUGGUAUCUCAGUUGCUCAGAUUCUCUCAUUGCACAUUUUCUGUUGUGAGAUAGUGGCCUUCAUUCCUGCAUGUCAGAGUAGAUACAUACUGAACUGUAACUGGCCGUCGUAAACACUGGAAAUUUAUGUUUUCAUAUACCCACUUUUUUCAGGCGACCAAGCAAAAAAUGAUCAACUGCGCAUGCUUGGCAAGUUCUGCGAGCAGUUAAAGCGAAAAACUAGUUUCAUAUUAAUCUGACAAGUGCUGCAAUCGAGCAACGAAAAAUUUGUUGGCUCGAUUUGAAACUAGUUUUUCGUAUCUCUGAGGAUGGUUCUGAAACAGUUAAGGCGAGCCGCCAUCCAAUGGGACAUAUGCAUCUAGUAACUUGCCGAGCAUAUGCACAAAAAAUGUGGAUCCACUAGUUAUAACUCAUGUUGUUGCUCUGUGUUCCUUAGUGUUGACAAUCUAUGCAUAGUAAAAGUCAUUUGCUAAAUAAAAGCUAUGAGAGUUUCACCAAUUUUCCAGAGCUCAGAUUCUUGUAUUUUUAUGGAUUGUGAACUGCUAAGCCAGAUGCUUUAGUUGUUUAGGGGGGUACUUCAGGACUCCACAUCUGGGCAAGUAAAAUCAUCUACUUUAUGUUUACAUCUCUUUAUUACAGCGGAAAUGGACAAGCAUAGCCUUAAAUCAAGUUUUAGAAGGUGGGACUAAAUUUCAUCAUUUUAUUUGGUUCAAGAGAAGGUCUGCAAAAUGUGUGAUACCACUACAUAGAUUCUGCCAUAUACCCCCCCCCCCUGUUGAAAUCUCUGUUCUUUAUAUGCUAUGUAAUAUUUUAGCAGCCCCUUUGCUUUGAAAGUCAUACCCCCUUACCUCCUGAAUAAUCUAUUCCCUUGCCCCCAUGAAAAUUAUGCCCCUUUGCCUCCUCUGAGAAUUAAAUCUAACUUGUCCCCUGAAAAAUCUAUCCUUUUCUUCCUGCAUAAAAAUAUGUUCAUUUCCCUCCUGAAAAUUAUGUGACCCCCCCCUAAAAAAAGUUAUGUUACUUGCCCACUGAAAAAUCAACCUUUUUCACCCCUGAAAAUUAUACUCUUCCCCUCUAAUGCUUUCUUGCCCCUCUCCAACCCUCUAUGCCUUCUUUGACACCCACCCCUCCAAUCAACCUUGGUACACCCUAGUAAUAAGGCUGCAUUAAGGGGUACACACCACUCCAGGGUUCAGGGGCUACCCCAUCUGGAACAGUUUUCACAAUUUAAAAUUUUUAUGAUUUAUAAAACUGUUGAUAAGUGUUGUGGUGGUGAGCAAUGGCCCACCCCCUCCCUAACCCUGUUGAAACUUCAGCACCCCCCUGUGCCAAACAUUGAAACCAAGAUCUAUCUUUCAGUUCAUCCACACAAGUUUCCUGCCAAUUCAAACCUAAACAGCAUCACCCUCGAGGCAGAUUUCCUUCAGAAGUCACGGUAAAUAUUAUUGUUGAUUUCAAGUCACUUUUCAGCGUGUGGGUCCCAAGUUUGUUACAAACUUGCCAAUUACGAUUACAAGUUUGACUCUAGUUUUAAAAUUCUUUCAGGGGGCAUGCCCCCGGACCCCUUUAGAUGCUCCGACUCCCCUGAACUGGUGUCUGUAGCUCAAAGAACAGGAAUCCCAGGAUCAUAAAUUGAUUCCUACCUGUCAAUGGUUACAUUUUUUCUCCCGAUUUACAUCUAAAAAUGUAUAUAAAUUCCAUCUACCAGAUUUCUAAAAGAUAUUGUGAACAGUAUUUUGAAUUUGAUGUUUUAGUGUUUCACAAGAACCUUACGAUACAGACAAAAUGUCAGAAGUAUUGAUUGAUCAGUUCUGUAAUCGAGCUUUCUCUGAAGGACAGCCAGUAUGUAGCUCGCCUUGUUUUUAUGUAGACUGUAAUUCAACUUCGUACAAAUUGUCAAUACAAAGUAUGAAAUGUGAAGGGUUGUCUUUUACAGUUGGUCUUCACGUAUGGUGAUAAGAAAUAUCUUCAGCUUAUUGUACAGAAGAUGGAUGGUAAAGUAUUUUUCACUUUGCAACAUACGAGAAGUUCAGAUUUGAAUUCCACUACCGCUACCAUUAAGGGACUAUUAACCAAUCAGAUGCGUUUGAUAUAUCAGAUUAACCAAUCAGAUGCAGGCUAUUAGUCAGCGAGUGGUAGUGGAAGUCGAAGCUGAACCUCUCUAUAAAUCUAGGGAGAACAACUUGUUACAAUGUUGCAAAUUCUUAUGGAGUAAUGUAUUUUUCUAGUUUUGGAUCCUAAGAAAGCCCUUGCUUCAGAAUCGAACUUUGAACCGAUGAAGGUAAGUUGCUUCAGGAUCUUAUUUUAGAUACUUGAAAGUUGCCUUGAGCUUUGAUGUGUGAAAUCGUGUUCCAUUUAAAAUUUUAUAAAUCUUUGUUUUCAAGGUGUCAAAAGGUGUCAUAUCUGGAAAUACUAGAAUAAUAUUUGAGAAAGCAGAGGUAGGCUGGUCCAAAUAUGUCGUGUGUGCGCAUCUAUGGUGCAUGCUACGCUUCUUUUUGUUGAUGCAAAUUUUGUAAAACAUGUCAAUUUUUCUAGGGCUCAGCACUAAAUUUGGUGGGGAAAUCUAAAGGGUAAGUUUGAUCUCUUUUCAUGGAUGGAGAUUCUUGCACGUGAAAAUAUAUUUAUUAUAUAAACAUAAGUGUUAUAUAGAGUUUUUGGCCACUGAGAAAAAUCGUAUUUAAACACACGUAAAAAAUACGAUAUUUUUACGUGUGAAAAUAUCAUUUGUUGUAAAACGCAUUGCCACGGACGCUUUAUUGUUUUUCACUGAAUUUUGUUUAUAUAAUAAACAGAAAAAUACAUGGCUGCUUGGAAAUACCAGAUUUAUUUCUCGUGUUGAACAUGAUAUCUCACUCGUUCGCUGCGCUCACUCGUGAGAUAUCAUGUUCAACACUCGAAAUAAAUCUGGUAUUUCCGCGCACCCAUGUAUUAUUCUCUAUUUAUCGUUCAAUAAAUCAUACUUCUGUGUUUUUUUGCAAACAGUAAAUCAGCGACGCAAUCUAUUAUCAACACUGAAUGGGAUUUUACGAAACUGGGCAUUGGAGGUCUGGACAAGGUUGGUUUAAAACAGUCUCCAAGUAACAUACAAUUGACUUGUGAGAAACGAGUGCACGCAAGUCCGUGGUCCUAUUUCCAUUAUUCACUCGUACUGGUUGCCGUUAUUAAAGGCCCGGUCAAACGACAAUGAAAGUUGAUGAGAGUUGGCAGUCACACAUUGUUACAGGGGACAUUUCAAGCUCUAGAUUAACAAAAUAAAGGUUUGACGAGUGUUCUAACUAUGUUUUAACUUGAAUGCAACACAUGAUAGUGUUGGGAAAGCAUUAAGAACAGCUAACCAAGACCGCGUGACUGCCAACUCUCGUACACUCUCAUCUUUGUUUCAUCCGAGCUUUGUACUUUGUGUUAAUACAAGGAACUUUUAUACAUGCAUGGUUUUCUCUUUCAAGGAAUUUUCAACCAUCAUUCGAAGAGCAUUUGCCUCAAGACUCUUUCCUGCCGAGCUAACGGAGAAAAUGGGUGAGAUUUUUGAACAGUUGCGGUUUUCAUAUCUUCAGUGUGGAAUCCAGGAUAGGCAUACAGCCUGUUUGGAAAUCCGCUCACCAGUUAGCGAGAAAGUCAAUAAACUAGUGUGUAAGUAUUUUUAGAGAUAGAUUGUAACGUGUUUCUUUUUCUGAUUCCUAGGAGUGAAGCAUGUGAAAGGCAUUCUCUUAUUCGGACCCCCAGGUAUGAAUUUGAGAAUGAUUUAUUUUGAAAAAAUUGAACUGUUUAACCAUUAAAACGCAAGCCUCUUCUUUGACGAGUAAAAUCGUUUGUAGGAUGCAUUGCAGCUUAAUGGGUUAAUUAUAAAUAUGUCGAAAAUGUGACAUUACUUUAACACGACCUUAGGAACGGGCAAGACAUUGAUGGCAAGACAAAUUGGAAAAAUGUUGAACUGUCGUGAACCAAAGAUUAUCAGUGGACCAGGUAAAUGAAUGUAACCGCAGAAUAGCCUGCAACAGGUAACCAAGCGCCUGUUUUGCCGGCUACCACAGAACAAUUCUUUGAUCUUACUACAUUUUUUGCAAUAAAUCUAUUUUCCUUUACCUGUUCAUUCAUUAGAAAUUUACCUGAAACAAAUAUUUACAGAUGCCAUUUGGUCUAAUUCACCGAUGUUUUUUUAAUAGAGAUUUUGAAUAAAUAUGUUGGCGAAUCAGAAGCUAAUAUCAGGUGUGUUGAUUAAUCGCCUAGCAUAAAACCAAAAUUUGGAAUAAAUUUAUUUGGAUACUAUAUAAAUAUACUGUCGGCUUAUUAGUUUGCGAGAUCGCUGCCAGCCCUGGGGCUUCUUUUGUGAUAGUGUGCAACAACAUUCGCGAAAGAUUUUUCUAGAUUUUGAGUGUAAAUUUUAUACAUUUAUUAGACCUAAGGGACUGGUCGUAAAGUAACUGCUAGGGUGGGCUGGAGGUGAAUCACAAAUUUUGCCAAUAAGUUUGGUGACCCAUCUUAGGAUGCACAUAAAAAUUUCAAAGCCCAUCUAAUCUUAUAAAAAAAUUUUCAUGACCCACCCAAUCUAAAUUGGGAAAAUACAUUUUUAUAAUAAAAAAAACUUGCAGGUAUGAACAUUGUAAAUAUACACCGGCACUGUAUUGACAUACAUAAUUCCUAAUUCCACCAAGCUGGACCAACACAUUCAUCACCAAUUACGAUACUGAACUGCUCUCCAGUUGGUUGUAUUUGCUAUGAUUCGACCACUUCUUGUUGUAUAAACAAAGUACUGGCUUCAAUAUUUUGGAUAUUUUGUUUACUUUUAUUAUUAAUAUCUUUAUUUUUUUGAAGUAGACAUGAAUGGGUUUUUGUUUGGUGGCCCAAUCGUGGACAUACAAAAAAAUUGGCGGCCCAUCGAAACUGCCCAAAGAUUUUCCAUGGCCCAUCCCAAAUCACUCCAGCCCACCCUAGCAGUUACUUUAUGACCGGUCCGUAACCAGGAACAGGGUCUUAGCUAGCAUUUUAUAUCUUGGGCGUUUUUCUAAAUUUCCAGGGUGUGCCCAUGUCAAUUACCUUGAAUAGCCAAAAACACGAUUCCAGUUAUGCUUGUCAACAAUAGACUAUACCUGUAGUUGUUCUAUGCUUUUCAACCAAAUACAAGGCGAGCAUGCAUACGCUCAUAUUUCGCACUGACAUUAUAAUAAAUUAUUUUAGCAAUUCUUGGGGGUAUUUAAAGCCAUUUUAACAACCAUACGGUGCCCAUUAUUCAUCAAAACAUUAAAACAUCACAGGUCACUUUUACCAAUUUCAACAACUACAGUAGAUUUUACAAAGAAAUUCUGUAUGUUGUACAGUAAGUAGCAACACCUUGUUUUAUGAACCUACAUGCACGGUCAAAAAUAAAUAAUAAAGCCGCGAUCAUUUCAUCUAGCCGUGUUUUUACAUUUUUGGCCACGAUAACACGGCCAACACGGCCUUCCGGCUAAGACACUGACCAGGAACAGUUGCACCACACCGGAAUCGCAGGGCCGUAGGUUCGAUUCCUGUCAGAGAGUCUAUAGUCUAUAGUCGCAACAACAUUUAACCCCUGUUUUUUUGUGUGUAUGAUGUUAUGUACUCAGGUGAAUAUGAUGUUUCUGAUGUAAUGAUGUUACUCUGAUUGUGUAUCCACACCGGGCAGGCUGAGACGUUUGCCUGACACGGUGGGAACCGACGUCGUGGGUUCGAUUCGUCAGGCAAAUUUUUUAGCCUGUCUGGUGUGGAUACACACUUAGAGUAACAUCAGAAACACAACAUUUAACUCCGUUUCAAUUGUUGUAUAAAAGUUGACAUUAGGUGUUCUUCCAUAUAGAAAACUGUUUGCAGAAGCUGAGGAAGAACAGAAGAAGGUACCGUCAGCGAUGAGAAAACGUUUUGUGCAAGCAUACAUGUACUGACUGUACUAAAUAUCUUUAUUUUACUAGCAUGGCGUUAACAGUGGGCUACAUCUCAUUAUUUUUGACGAAUUUGACGCCGUGUGUAAGUCAAGAUAUAGCUACGGUGUAAGUAGGUUAUUGACGCUCGCAUUUUGCUGAUUCACCUUUUUGUACGGAAAACUAAAUCGUGGACUAAGCCUGCAUGACAUUGUGUGUUUCCCAUCAUGCACUUGUUCUUCACGCAAUUCUUAAUUUUUCAGUCUGGUGGAACGGGAGUUCAGGAUUCUGUCGUGAAUCAGUUGUUGGCCAAAGUGAGUAAAUCCUGGUAAAAUAGUUUAACUAUAUGAAACCUUGAUUAACCUUUAUUUUCAGGGAUCGUGGAGCCUGUUUAAAAGUGUGUGUGUGGGGGGGGGGGGCAGAAAAAUCGAAAUGUUUAUUUACCGAAUUUUUUUAAAAAACCGAAAAUGUUUAUUUACCGAAUUUUUUUUAUCCCGGCCCCCCUGUUCCGCGGUCCCUGAUUUUAGAUGAUGCUGGCGACCUUUGGUUUGUUUGUAUAUAUCUUACGAUCUUAAAUCUAAAUCUUAAAUCUAAUAAUCUAAAUAAAAAAUUGUAUGAUUGUGGUAUUUAAACUGAGGUAACGUUAUUUUAAAUGAUGCUACUUUGACCGUGGUGGGAAUCGAACCCGAGACCUUUGGUUUGUUAGUCUAAUGCUCUACCAACUGAGCUACAAGGUCAAGUUCGUAAUAGUUGAUAUGUCGAAAUUUUUUCAACAUCUUUAUUAAGUUGUCUAGAAUAACGUUCUUUUAGAUUGAUGGUGUGGAACAACUCAACAACGUGUUGCUCAUUGGUAGGUACACAGUGUAGACACAGAAUAAAGACACACAGAAGGUCGACUCAGCCAAAAAAGCGUAACUGCUGUCACGUCAUGAUUCGUCAUCAAAAUGCUGACGCCAUGGUCCUAACCAGUGCCACAGAUGAGGCAUUCGGAUUCCCCCUGGACGUCAACCUCGUACCCAGGCUCUCUUCUCUACGCUCCUCGCUGGAGGAAGAGACCCUGGUGAAUGCUGGUCACGUGGCUCCCAGAUUUUGAGAGCCACGUGGAUAUCGAUUACUAGGGAGUGGAGGGUUCGUACUUUAUUUGCGUAAAUGUAAAUCGUGUCGCACUUUUUAUCAAUAUUUAUAACAUCUGGCUUCCGAGUGAGAGUAUACACUGUAUCAUCCACAAGAAAGUGUAGACAAUUGAAACUCAAUUUGAAACUCAAAUAUCGCGUAUGUAUUUUGAUCAGUCUGCUCAAAGUUUAUAGCCACCAGACUACAAGUACUAGUCUCAAAUUACAUACAUUGAAAAGUACCACCCCUCCCGGAGGACAUAUAUGUGGCUUUCAAAAUCUGGGAGCCACGUGACCAGCAUUCACCAGGAUCUCUUCCUCCAGCGAGGAGCGUAGAGAAGAGGGCCUGGGUACGAGGUUGCCUGGACGUCCGCCAUUUUGAAUAUUAUCAGGGGGUGAAUGCCUCUCAUACUGUAAGCGCGCUGGCUAGGACCAUGGCUUGAGUAGUUUGAUGACGAAUUACGGUUACGCCAAAAUCAUAGGAAAAACCAAGAAGUCGGGCUUCUGUUGUAGUCUCUAUUCUGUGGUGUAAACUUGCAUACCGUUUAUACCAUGUCAUGCCGAUUGUGUUGUUUUCGACUUGUAUGGAGUAAAACAUUAUUUUUUAGGGAUGACCAACAGAAAAGAUUUGAUAGACGAAGCCUUACUACGACCUGGUAGAAUGGAAGUACAAGUAGAGAUAAGUGAGUUUUCCUUAAGACCAUCAUUACGCGACCUAAUUUUUCCUGUAACUUCAAUUCCCAGGGUCGUCGCAACUACGAGGGCAGAUAGUAAAGAUACAUUGUGUAUUCAGAGUGAUAUCUAUCCUAAAAUCGUAUUGGAGGUUCAUUACUGUAUUAUUAUCCUCAACUAAACGUAUAUCUUAGGCCAGAAAGUUCAAGCGGCAAGAGUGCGAACGAGACUCUAUAAAGGCCCAUGCGAGGCACUCUCCCGUUUCAAUUAUUAUAUAUAAAAAGAUAAUAAUACACAAGUACAUAUACACGAUACUCCAAUUUACGUAAACAUAUACCAACUGGUUAACCCAAACAUAUAAAACAUAUAAACUGGUUAAACAUAUACGAACUGAUUUCCCCUCUUUAUACCUCCACAACAGGUCUGGCGGAUGAACCAGGUCGUCUUCAGAUCCUCGAGAUUCACACUCGAGCCUUGCGAGAAAACAACUUACUGAGCAGUGACGUAGAUCUCGCAGAACUCGCUGCACAGACCAAGAAUUUUAGUGGGGCUGAGAUCGAGGGACUGGUGCGAGCUGCGCAAUCAAACGCUAUGAACCGAUUUCUUAAGGUGAAUCAUUGUGUUUUGUAGUAAGAUACACUCCAUCCUCUCCCUUUGUUCCGUAACCUAUCUUCCUCAGUGGUGUCUCUGUCUAGCAUUAAUUUGAAGCUUUCAAUGGUAAACAAGUUAAAAAAAAAUUUUAAACUUCUCUACUUAGAUGGAGACGACGUUAGAAAUUGCACCUGACGCCGUCUCGAAAGUGUUGGUGAAACCGACAGAUUUUAAUCAUGCUCUGGAACACGACAUCAAGCCGGUAAGAUACGACUAUUUUCUGUUUGCACUGUAUGUACUCCAGGGGUAGAAAACAUUUUUUCUUUCUUGGAACCUGGGUCGAAGGCUAGAAAUUUUCUGUAAAAUUUGCAAUGUUACAAUUACAAAAAUAACAAAACAAAUGCAUAAUUAUUACAUUAUUUGUACUUUAGUAAUAAUAGGCUUUAGGCAGGUUUUUGUAUGCUUGUACAUCGCAAUAGUUGUUUGUGAUGUACCACAGUUCUGAGUUAUGACCAACUAUAGUAAGGAUCUAACGCUUAACUAAGUGUCCUAUCAUCUUAUUUAUUCCAUCACUUUUAUUUCUUUACUACUUAAUUUGCAUUUUAUUGGAUACUUUGCAGAAUAUAUAUUUACCAUUUUACCUCAUUGUGAUGGCAGGGAUGGGUAAAAGAAUUAAUUUUUGUCAAAUAUUUAAAAGGCUGCUGAUGUUAUAGCGUGUACAGUGUAAAUAAAGUAUAAUAGUUGUAACUUGUAAGUUGAGUAAACAGAGUUAUCUCAAAAUGUUGAAAUAUUUUCUGGAAAAUUUUCUGCAAAACUCUCAACUCAAAAAAAUUUCUGGGAACUAGGUUCCCAGGUUCCGAUACUUUUUCUACCCCUGAUGUACUCCAAAUUUUAGUAUGUACUUGGACAAUAGAAAUAAUAGACAUCGUUUGGAUAACUAACCCUCCUUGUUGUACAAAUUUAAAAAACUUUUUUUUCACUUUAGGCAUUUGGCGCAAGUGAUGAUGAUCUGGAGUACUUUGUUCUUAAUGGUGGGCUUCCUCUCUUCUGUCUGUUUCAAGUUUCAAUCAAUAUUCUAUCAACUGGCUUCUCUUUCUCUGAAUCGCUUCUUCUAUUUUCUGUUAGAUAUCAUUCGUUGGUGUCCGAUGAUCGAGCAGAUUAUCUCUGAUGGAAAAUUGCUGAUAGAGCAAACCAAAGUACAUGAUAGCUCCAUGGGACCCGUCAGUGUUUUGCUUGAAGGUAUGAUUUUGUCUCAGUGAAUAGCUCUAUCUAUUCUAGUAUUCUGCUCUCAAGUAUCAAUCCCAGUAUCAAAUAAUAAUAACUAAACUGUUAAAAAUCCCAUCAGCAAUCCUGCUGCUAUUAACGGGAGAACAGCGAUUACAAUUAUCAACCCCAAAUUAUUGACUUAUUGCACUAUUCACCUUCGGAAGAUCAAGCAGCGUCUUAUCCCUCAGGUCUCUGUUGUGCAUGCAACGCCUGAAUUUAAAUGUAUCUCUCAGUUGACUGGGGCAGUCCAAGUUAUACAGUAUCUUGAAAAUACUUAUAAAGCGUAAAAAUCGUCUCCUGCUAUGCAAUGUGAACGACACAUGGACUAAUCACUGUGCCAACACCACUCUGAAUUUGGUUUUAUCAUCGUAGGCCCAGUUGGUUCAGGUAAAACAGCCUUGGCAGUCAACAUGGCACUCGCUUCAGAAUUUCCUCUUAUUAAAAUGUGUAGCCCAGAAAGCAUGACUGGCUUCUCAGAACAGGCGAA